CCUCGACUUCCAUCAUCUUUUCAAGUCCACUGGUCUCUUUCACAGCAAGCGAGAGAAACGGCAGCUAACCGGGCCGACCCGACAUCUGAAAGUCUUUGAGAACAUACGCGAGGUGACCUCACGACUCAAAUGUCUUUGCGACCGCGCUUCCGCGCUCCUUCGACUGGACAAUGCUUCAUCAACCAGGUCCCUGACGAACUCCUCGAAAUAAUGUUCGUUCUUUCUCUGCCGGACGCUCUCGUAGACCCAAAACCCGGAACGGGCGCCCAAUACGUCGCGUACAUGCGUCGUAGUGGUGCUCUGGACUACCCUGCACUUAUCGCUCAAGUCUGUCCACGUUGGAAAGACUGCGCGCGCUCGAGUCAAGCGCUACAUGCAUAUCUGUUUGUCGACGCCGGCAUGCACGAGUUCAUGAAAGGAAAAAACGAAAUAUGGAGGGACAGAUAUUUUACGAACAUUGUCGCCCGCUCGGGCUCACGCCCACUGACCCUCUCUAUCGACGUCGGAAGGGGAUCGGCGGUGGCCUUGAUCAUGUAUCCGCCCUUCAAGGACAGCCUACCGCGGCUUCGACGCCUAUGCCUGAACUUCAAUCACCGCCAAGCGUACGACUACCCGUUGCCACUACUGUCACCUCAUGCGCUCUCGACACCGAUGCUUGACACGGUACACAUUCACUGUGGUGCGGACCGACAGUCGACCACUUCAUCAAACGCUGUAAGCUACUUCCUCAGGCUCCUUGCCAGGUGGCGAAGGCCAGAGAGGGGUCCCAUACCAGCUUUCCAUGAUGCUCCACGACUUGUGUCUUUCUCCUUCGAGGGGCUGCGCAGUGCGAUCUUCAAUUCGCCCCUGCUCUUCGGGCUCGCGCACUUUCCGUUUUCGAAGAUGACAUGCUUUUGCCUGCCCGAGGCGCCGUGUUACUCGGUCGAUGUAUUCAACUUCAUGAUGCACAUGCCUUGCCUCCGCACCUUCCGCUGCACCCUCUACGAGGUCGAGGAUCAGGGGGAUCGAGCCAUCCACGAGGCGCAGACCCCGUGGAGCUCGCUCACGACCGACUUCCCUCAGCUCAAUGACCUGGACAUCAUGCUGGCGACGCAACCGGGAAUGGAGGGCAAUCAGCCCCCCGGUGUGCCCGGCCUGGAGUGCUUCCUCGGCGCUCUCACUGCCCCCGCUUUGACGUCGCUCACCAUCAGUCGGCGCGUGCAGCUCGGUCAGAGACCAUAUGAUUGGGGACAUGACGAGGAGGGACUCUUGGUUCCGGCGCUGCAGGGCUUCAUCGAGCGCUCGCGGUGCACCAUCACGAAGUUCGAGCUCGCUACCUUCGGCGCGACGCUCCCGGAGUUGGUCAGCGCGCUGCAGCUCAUGCCCGCGCUCCGCACCCUCCGCCUCGACUCGACGAUGGUCUGUAUGGAGGUUAGCUUGCUGCACGCACUCGCGCGACCCACGGACGAAGGGCUGCCGGCGCUCGUACCGCGCCUCCGCUGCCUGGUCAUCGACAACGCGAGGGUCAAUUCAUCGUUCAAGAACAGCGACGUUUUGGAUAUGGUCGAGGCGCGGUGGCCCGUGGGGUGGUCUGAGGGGGGGAUUGCUCAUGUGGAGGUAGCGCACUUCAAAGAGGGUGAAGGCAGUCUGGAGGCGGAGACCCGGUAUCAGGAGCGCUUGGAGGCGAUGGCGCACAGACGGGAGGACAUCGAGCUGGAUAUCCGGGAGUGCGUCGAUGAAGCGGAAGCUUCCGACGAAGAGCAUGGAGACCCUCGUUAUCUCUAGGUCCUUUUUUGGAGGCCAACGGGGAUGAUACUAGUCAGGGUAGACAUGAAGGUUGGACAAUAUACGUGCAUCUGAUUGAAAUUGGGACGAAUUGGCUG
Molecule: messenger RNA, 1862 nt
Organism: Schizophyllum commune H4-8
Lineage: Eukaryota; Fungi; Basidiomycota; Agaricomycetes; Agaricales; Schizophyllaceae
Exons: 3
Coding region: 130-1764 (544 amino acids)
Source: RefSeq, a predicted model, not a curated record